Paramuricea clavata is the source of this 8139-nucleotide messenger RNA. NCBI's taxonomy places the organism in Eukaryota, Metazoa, Cnidaria, Anthozoa, Malacalcyonacea, Plexauridae. The record is from the annotation of a GenBank genome assembly.
CAAAGUUUAGUAACAAGUAACAACCGCUGGAAAAAUAUGGUCACUCUGAUUGAAUUUUGCAGAAGUGUGGCAUCAUGUUUAGAAGUACAAAUAUUGCACGAAUAUUUCCAAUAAAACAUUGUUUAAGUCUACGUGUUUUUCGUAAUCAGAGAUCUCUACAUACCAGAUUAUUUGGUGACAGAACUGAACGCUUCAUUCAUGGAAGUUUAACUUUCGCUGGAGUGCUGGGAGGUUUUGUAUGCUACCAACAGUACGGUGUCAAGUCAUUGAAUGAGGUGAAUUGUCAAGAUAUUCAGUCGCCUGAACAAAACGAGGGAAACAUAACGCUAUAUCAGUUUGCAAGCUGUCCAUUUUGUAAUAAAGUUCGAACAUUUCUGGAUUAUUAUGGCAUGGAAUACAAGAUUGUUGAGGUCGACCCAAUAUUUAAGAAAGAGAUCAAGUUUUCUGAAUAUAGAAAAGUUCCCAUUGUUGUGAUACAGGACAUUCAGGUAGGUCAUGUGACGUGAACUUGUUGUCCGUUCUUAGGGAGUGGUCAUUAUUUAUGGGGAGGGGGCAUUGGGAAAUGUGGAAAAUAAGGAUUGAAAACUUUUUUGACGUCCCCUCCAGACUGAAGGCAAACUUUUUGUGCCUUCCCCCUCAUAAAAGUAGAAACUUUUCUGACCCCCCCCCCAGUGUGGAUUGAAAAAUUAACAGCAAUGAAAUGUGAAAUAUACUGUAAUUUGAGAGUUGUCAAGAAAGAGUUAAUCGAUGAAAACCGAUCAUCGGAAAUUAAUCCAAUCAAUCAAUUGAUGGUAAUCGAUGUUAAUUGCUUAAUUGAUAUACACAUUGUGUAACAAACAUUGUUAUUUAUCCAACCUAGAUUAACAUUUGUCAAUUGAUGACCAACCGAUAGUCGCAAAAAGUUAUGGCCGAUUAUUAUCGAUAUUGAUCGAUUUUUGUUGAUAUUUACCUAUUUUUAUUGACAAAAACCUAUAUCCUAAACUGUCGCCGCAUGUCGGCGUGUUUGAGCUAAAUAGUAAAUCUGUUCCCAUUUUUCCAAGGCACACUCUUGCCAUCGAUUAUUCAUCAAUUUCCAGUAUCAAUCGAUUAAUAAAUAUUGAUUGGUAUUGAUUGAUAUUGAUAUACUCAUGAUCGAUUAUCAAUUUCAUCGAUUAAGUAUGCCGGGUAUUAUAUUGUUGUGGAUAUUCGUCAGACAUACUGGCCCCCAUCUAAUGUCAUGGAAUAUGUAUGUACCAAAGUCCAAUUCUUAUUGGCACCUUGGAUGUUAGCAUACCGGUAACUGCUGCCACACCAUAAUUUGGAAUUGCAAUGCUGUUGCCAUGUUCCUCAGUCCACGAAGGAGAGGCUAUCACCCCCCUGAAAAAUUCGAAAUGGCAGGCUUGCCUUAUUAGGGGCGAGUGCCUCUCCAUAACAGGUCCCCAGCAACCGGGGAGGGAGGGCUUCAGCCCCCCUAUAAUUUGUAAACUAGUGAUAAUCUGUAAAGUUUGAGAAGCAAAUAAUGACCUAAUAAUCGCCCUUGACUAAUAAGCCCCCCCCCCAAAUACAAAAUUGCUUCCUACGGUAGUGCUGAUAAGCAAAUUGGCUGGGAACAGUACAACAGCAUUGCAAUUGCAAAUCAUUGCAUGGCAGUGGUUACAGGUUUUUGGCCAAGUCAGACCUUUGUAUACAAUCUAGCUACUCCGUACAGUCUUUGGACCCAAUGUUACACACACAUACAUCAUAUUUUUUUGGGCACUAAAUUUUCCCACACCCUAACUGGCCCUUAGUUAUCCUAAGAAUUCUCGAAACACUGACAUGUUGACCUUGAAAUUCCACUCCAAGAUUUGGACCCAGAGACAGUGUCUAUAAGGCGAAAACUAUCACAAAAAGGGAAGGGGAAUGAAAAUUAUUUUGUAAUAAUUGGCGGGGGGGGGGGGUACUGAAAAAUGGGGUGCACCGGAUUUCAAAUCCGGCCGGAAUUCUGGCCGGAUUUAACGAAUUUUCCAGCAUCCGGCUUCCGGCCGGAUUUGGAGAAAAUCCAAUUUGGCAGCUUUAAAGUUUAAAAAAACACUUAUAUUAUUAUAAAAUAUGAAGUUAUUAACAAAAAGAUGUUUAAAAAAGGUUUAAACACGAUCAAAAAUCUAAACAUAAACCGUCAUUUUCAAUACUGAUUUAUCCCCAAUUGUCCCCAUUACCAGUUUAUCUCAAAUCCGGCCAGAAUUCCGGCCAGAAUUUUUGUCCAAAUCCAGUAAAUCCGGUUCCGGCCGAAUUUGAAAAUUCCAAAUCCGGUGCACCCCUACUGAAAAAGAAUGGGUUGGUUAAAAAUUGAUGGGAUGAGCAAAAAGCUUACUUUGAAGAUUACUUAGCAAGACAUAAUACUGUAUUUUGAAAGUGCCGAAAAUCAAGACUUAAUUUCUUGAUGAUUACAGAAAUGUCCUAUAAACCCGAUCUGUGAAGAAAAUGUUUUGGCGGAAUGAUUAUAUUAUCAACCCAGCGUGGGCCUGGGGACUGAGUAAUUAAAUAGCUAAAAAUGUUUAUUUAAUAUAGUUUAGUAUGGGUUUAGAAAUACUUAUAGUAUUCUGUAAAAGUUUAAAUCUUCUCUCAAAAUGCAGGAAAUGCCAUUUCAGAGAGUCAGAGACUCCAGAUUUCAAAAUUUUCCGGGGGUAUACCCCGGACCCCUUAGAGGUUUGUAAUAGUGUGGCUUGAUGCUUAUACCUGUUGAAAAAUAGUGAUGCACGAUAUGGAAAUUCACCAAUAUGGAAAUUCACCGAUAUUCUGAUCGAUAACCAAUGUUGAACGGCCAAUAUUUUGCCGAUACCGAUAUUAUAUGUGACAUCAUUUCACAAAAUUCAAAGAUGACAUCAUGACAGUCCUACUUUAAUACUUUUGAAUUUAAUUCAAUUCAUUUGUUUCUAAUACUGAAAGUAUCAAAUGAAAUGCUGCAAAUGCAUGCAACAAACUAGUAUAUUACUAUGCCAGAGACUGUUUAUUUGUAAUAAAACUGCAACAAUAACCAAACAUUAAUAUUUAAUAACAGUUUGUAAUAUCGGUAAUAUCAACCACAAAAUUACCGAUAUUUCUAUUUUAUUGCCGAUUCCGAUACACCGAUAUGGAUAUCGGUGCAUCACUAUUGAAAAACCUGUUUUAGUACCAGAGUAUCCCUCUCACAACUGUGGAGAACCGUGAAGUACGCCAAUAUUACGGUCUGGUACUUCUCUGUUUUCAGCCACGUAGGUACGCAGAACUGAGUCUUGCUGUUUGCGUACUUACUUUUUGCUGCUACCAGAUGAACUUUCCAAGCCCAAGGUAUUCAAUACCGUAAUUUACUUGGUAUAUUAAUAUCAUGUGUCUGAGAUGUCUUGGCAUGAAACAUGAUUGGACUUGAUGGUUUGUAAUAGGAUGGUUUCUCGUGAAAUUUGGAUAAAACAAGCACUCAAAAGCAUUCAAAGACCUCAAAUUUGAUACUCGCUUGUGAGUCGUGCAUGUUUCAUUCAAGUUCCACUGGAACCAUCCUAUUACCUAUACCAAAUACAAUUUGUACUCAUAAUAUUUGGAUAUACUAUGAUUUCUUUUUUAGCUUAAUGACUCGUCUCUUAUCAUUAGCAUAUUGCGAUCUUAUCUUCUCAAGCAAGAUAGUUUGGAACAGUUGCUGAAAUAUUAUCCACCAAUCACAGUUCGAGGUUCCAAUAACAAAGAAACUGUGGAGUAUGCCAAUCGUUAUGGUAUCAUGUACAAACAAGAUUUUAAUGAAAGCAAACUUAAAGAAAUAAAGUAAGGUUUUUUCAGACAACUAAUAAACCAGUUUAAUGUAGUGUCGACUGCGCACAUAGCCGAGUAUCAGCCGCAGUUUUGCCUUCCUUAAAUGCGGGCUGAUGAAAGGAAAGAGAGGGCCUGGUACAAAUAGUUGAAGGGUCUUGUAGAUGGAAAUUAUCGAGUGGAAAUUUAUAUACAUUUAUUAGACCUAACCAGGAACAGCUGCAUGCAAAAAAUGCAACUAUAAGUCCCAGGCCUUAAAAUAUCGGUCGGUCACGGACAUUGUCCGACCCAUUCGUGAAAUUGUCCGACGAAGAGAGGAAACCACCGGACAUUCUGUCCGACCAAAGUGAAACUGAGGUUUAUUGUUUGUGAAUUGGUGUCCGACCGAACUGUAGCUUUGUCCGACGUAAAUCAAAAUGUUAAAUGGAAAAUCAAAGUACUAUUGUAUAAAAGGUGAACUGGAAAUGUUGUUUUAACGUAGUCAAGCGCGAUGCUGCGAGCGAAAUGGUGAAGUGGAAAACGGGCUUAAGUUGUCGAAGUCUUUUUUAAUACUGCUGUUCUGGAAAGCAAGUUAAUUUUGGCUUGGAAAUAAGUAUGAAAGAAACAAAUUAUUUAAUAUAUUUACAACAUUUACCGUUCAGAAUUAAUACAUUGUGCUGAUAUUCAUUUGUGUCAUUCAGACUUAUUUCCGAGUCAAAACUGAACUGAAGGUCAUCGGACAUAUGUCCGAUCCAAACUCAACGUCACCGGACAUUUUGUCAGACGGCCCUGUAAAAGAUAUUUUAAGGGCUUACCUGCGGCACUGUGAUUCCGGUAUGAUAUAUUUAGUACAGUAGUUUUAAGUAUAAAGAGAUUGUUGUUGUUGUUCAAAGGGUUUGGGGCUGUCAAUUUCCCAUUUGUAAUCUAAAAUGACUGAAAAUUACACACUUCGCAAGGCUAUAUUUUCCGCAUUUUACAACAUUUCGCAACGAAACGUUGGCAUAUUACUAAUUUUGUGAUGCUCUUUCAAGCUGUGAUGAAAUUUUUGUUGAGAUCAAAAUUUAGUCUAUUACGAUGCAAGUGGUCAAUUAUAGCAGCUUCAAUUUGGCCCUUUCGUUUGUCUGAACUUUACCUGCAAUACCCAUUGCCACUAUAUUCUUUUAAAUCUCUAUGCUUGAACGCAAUAUUGUUUGGUUUAUUUGAGUAAUUUUGGCUGACGUUGGAAGACGCUCGAUCAGGCUUGACUUGAUUUAAAAUUUCCAUCCAACGUUUUCCAAUGUUGUUGGACCAUGCAAUGGGCGUUAAAUUAAAACUGUUGGAUGUUUUAUCACUUGAAUAUUUUUCUUUAGGUUGGAACGUAAAUGGCGAAAAUGGGUUGAUGAUACUUUUGUGCACACACUAUCUCCGAACAUCUACAGAACCUGGCGUGAAGCGAUGGAGGCAUCCGAAUAUUUCUCGCACGUCGGCGAUUUUUCAGCUACCCAGAAGUUUCUGGCGAAAUACAUUGGUGCUGUAUUCAUGUAUUAUAUUGGCAAGAAAAUGAAGAAAAAGUAGGUAUUGAUUGUGCUAGAAAUUACUUUCUGUUAUCCAAUUAAAAUAUAUCGCGUAAGGAACACUUAGCGAGACCUUGAUAAUUCGGGAUAUCACAAAAACCGAAUUCAGUAACUGUUUUAUUAUACAUUACUAACCUUUUCGAGUUAUGGUGCAUUUUCAUUAAUAACUCGGCAGAUAACUCGGCAGAUAACACGACUUCGGCUUCGACAAUUUUCGAUAUCACGCACAAUCUCACAUCCAAUACUUAUUAUUUCUUAUAACUUGGCACUGAUUCGGUUAUCGAACCCCGCUACCUCGGAACUUUUUUAUUUUCCUUGGCUGUUCGAGAGAGCGGUUUCUAUAUUGUACUCUGGGCUACACCAAGCGUUUCCGGUCCAGAGCGGAUACUAGAACUUAUACGGUAUGUAUAAAGAUAUCAUUUCAAAAGGAGCAAUCUAAAACGUUUAGACUAUAAUUAUAAUUGAUCAACUUUGGCGUUGCUCUCAGGCAAUAUAUUCGUUAUAUUAUUAUAUAGACGUUUAUACUCAUCUGAAGUCAAUAUGAUAUCACUGACAUGACCAGAUGUUCGUUUCAAGUCGCUCUUUUGUGUUGUAUAUAUGGACGAGCACAGUUUACGGUCAAGUGCAAUGGGCAAUUCCAGGUAUAGACUAAAUUUUGGUCUAGGCAAGAAGAACAAAAUCCAUCACCACAGCUAGAAAGAGCAUGUUAAAAUGGUAAAAUGCGGAAAAUAUAGCCCUGCGAAAUUUGCACCACAUUUGGGCCGAAAGUGGUUCAUUUUCCCCGCGCGUAAUACAAAUUAUACAAAAUUUGCAAAGUUUGUGGGGCUCUAUUUUCCGCAUUUUACAACAUUUCGCAACCAAACAAGUUGCAAUUUUACUAAUCUUAACACGCUCUUUCUAGCUGUGGUGAUGCAUUUUGUUCUUCUUGCCUAGAUCAAAAUUUAGUCUAUAGCUGGAAUUGCCCAUUGGUCUAUGACUGAUCGGUAGCAAAGUAAUUUUGGUAAUUGAUGUAGCAAACUUUACAACACUUGUCUACCUCUAUUUUCCAGGUAUGGUUUAAAAGACGAUGUACGCGAGGCCAUGUACGAUGAGGUCAAGGUAUUCUUGAAAGCGUUGGGCAAGAGAAAGUUUCUGGGCGGAAAGCAACCAAAUCUUGCAGACCUGGUAAUGCAUUAUAUAUAUUUAGAGUAUAAUAUAAAAUUGCAAUAAUUUGCCUUUGGCAGGAACCUAUAUUAUUUUACGGAGACAAUGUUUUGUUUCCUGCAUGUAUAGGCGUCUAGAGUGCUUUCAUGCAGGAUUGUAUGCUGUGCCAAGCACCGGAGAUUUUUCCCUGUAUACAAACACUAGAACAGAUACAGCUAUUAUGAAUUAUGUCCGGCAACAUUUAGGUUUUAGGGGAGGGCGAGGGAGAGAGUGGAAAAGAGCAGGUGCGAAUGAUAAAUAGCCCCUGCAGGGUCAGUCUCGCGUACCCAGAGCCACGAGAUUGCUGCAGGAUUGCACAUUUCGCGUCCAUGAGCGCGAACAAUUCUGAUUAGCUAAUCCGCAUUAUAUCGUUAUGAUAAGCCUUAGAACAGAGUAAUCACGAAGUUCUUUCUAACGCGAUGAGCAGAAUACAGUGGGCGAUUGGUCGCUGUAUUCAACUGAAACAGCACAAAACAGUUCGGAAUCUUUUAAAAGGAAAAUGUGUUUUUGCAGUAUUACCGACUGGUUAUGCCAAAAGUUUCAUUGAUCAAGCCAUAUGGCUUUCCUGCAAGCGGUAUUUAUAUUUCGACCCUCCCCUCUUCCCGCUCACUCCCGCCCUCGUAUACAGCCUCAUGUUCUUGAAUAAGACUUUGGCUGUGGGACCUUUUAUUCAAGUAUUGCUAACGACAUUAUGAUAGAUAUUACUCGCCUUUAUAAUGUACCGUCAACUCAUAGAAAUAAUAGAUAUAGAAUGCGUACUUCAUCACGAGUCUCCCCUUUUUUCAUGCGUGCCUUUUAAAUCCGCCAUGUUGAAUUUGACUAGGGGUGAGAAGUAGUAUUGUUCAUUUUCGAGAACAAUCUAUUUAGAAUGGGUGCAGUUAUAUUAUUAUAUUAUUAAAAAUGUUAUAUAUUAAGACCUAUUUUAAAUAAUCACGUCUUUUUUUCCUCAAACACUUCCCAAUUGAGGGUUUCGAUCACAAUUUCUUCUUAUUUUUUAGGCAAUGUUUGGAGUAUUACGAGGUAUCGAAGACCUAAGUACUGUGGAAGACUUGAAGAAAUAUACUGAUAUUAAACCUUGGUUUGAUAGAAUGAAACUUGCUGUGGAAACUCAUCAAGGAGCUGGUCCUAUUACUUCAUGAUCGCGUCCACGGAAAAGGAUAUUUAACAACUAAACUCUGGUGACCGAAAAUCUUGUGCAAAUUACAUCCACCCCAUGAUAGACUUUCAGUGAUGAGUUUGACUAAGAAUUAAGCUCGUUUCAGUGAUUAUAGUCCUAUAUGACCAGGUAUGACAGGUAUGCAGAACCUUGUUGGUAACAACGUAAAUCGAAAUGGACCGAUUAAUCGGCCGUUUCUUAAUGAAUGGUGAUUGACCGAUUAUCAACCCACAAUCAACUGUGCCAAUAAUAUAAUCGGCCGUGUGCCGAGUAUUUCGAAAUUUUAUAUUUCUUAAAAUAAAAUCUGUAAGAUUCUUUUUGUUUCUGUUCCUUUUCUGUACACCAUGUGCAACUGUUUUUAUUGCGAGUUGCAACCAAUACUUAGAGACACACUGCAUGUAAUCAUAUACAAUAUCUAGAGACGUGUACCAAGCUGCACUGACGAGGCGUAGAACGUCGAAACAUGCAUGCAUACAAUGCAAUACAAAAAUAAUAAUUUAAUGAACACUCCCCUAAUUAUGUACAAAACGAGAC